GAGCCCCAAAAUGGCGCGGAAAUUUGUUGCCACUGCGGUGCACGCCGAAAGGCGAGAGCGAGUUCGAGAGCUACGAAGACUCCUGUCAACGACACGAGCGACGUCUGCAGCAGAUCUCGAGGUUUGGCGGCCCUUCCAAGCUCUCGGUGAUGUUGAAUAUCAAUGGGGAUCGCACGUCGGUUCGGGACGUGUGGAAACAGGCUCUGCGGGAAUUUGGCAACCAUAGGUUGAGAGAUAGGUGCAAUACUGCAGCUACUCAGAAAGACCUGCUUGCUGUUUAUCGCAGGCGCGUCGUAACAACCGCAUGGAUGGACGAGCGCAUCCAGGCAUCACUCCCACGGCCCGAGCGAAACUGAAGGGCUGCACAUCUCCAGACAGUGGCGGGGAGCCACCCGAGAUGUACAAGGCAUUGCAGCUGAUGUGCGUGCACCAGUAUUGGCAACUAUUCCAAUAUAGAUUCAAGGACUUACAUUCCGUCGACCCCCCCAGAUGAAAACUGAUCGAUUUUGUCGUGAUUCCGACAACUGCUGCGCCAGAUAUUUUUGGAUACUUUCGGUGGCUUGGCAAAUUGGAUGUUACUUUGAAGUGGUAUGUGCAAUCGUUGUAACCAUCGGUCAAGAGGUGUCUCCUGUCCUCCCCAGUUGCUACGUUUGGAUUUCGAGCCGGGUAUGCGUGUAGCGAUGUGGUAUCGAUCGUUCGUCAGUGCGUAUUUCUUCCAAGUCGGUGGGGUCUGCCGCUGACAUUGGUUUCUGAAGAUAUCGAGAUAGCCUUCGAUACAAUGCUCCACGCGAAGGUGUUCGAGGCAACGGUCGGCCGAGGAGUUCCUCAUGACCUGGCAUCGGCUCUUCUUAGGGAGGUGUCGGGCAUGCAAUGCUCUAUGGAGGUUCCCGGCUCGGAACCUUCGGGCCGUUUUGACCUGGAGAGAGGGGGCAAACAAGGUGGCCCAGAGACUCCGGGAGUAUUUAAUAUGAUGUUCGUGUGGGUCUGCGUUGAUUUGCAGUCCAAAGGGGCUGCCGAGGGUAGAUAAUCAGCUUACACCCGGACGCCCGCCAGUACAUCACGUACUUGACUUGGGCGGACAACAUAUACUUACGAGCAGAUUAUUUUGAAGAGUUUACGUGUGUGGCUCAGGAGUUUACAUCUACUAUCUCGAACGUGGGCUUCCGAUGGAAGGCGUCCUCCUUCGUGUGCAUGGCGUGGGGGACGAUGCGCGGCGUGCUUUUGGGAACGCGCUUUGUGGAGGCAGUGGGCAAGCAGGCUUACCAGAUAGUCGAAACCACGGAGGUCUUGGGAGUCAUGAUUAGCCAUGAAGGGGACACCACCACUAGCGUCGACCAUCGGCUUGGCAAGGCUGUGGGGAAGUACUUGAGCAAUGCUGGCACGUAUAAGGCGAAGGGCUCCAUAGCGUCAGAAAUGAGAGCGUGGUUCACUGGUCCGGCAACCAGUGCGGCGCACGGGUCGUCGACGUGGCAUCUUGCCCAAAACGUUGUGGUGCGAUUGCGACGAUGUGAGCUUCCAUUUCUCUGGAAGAUGCUCGGAUUCCGCCGCGGGCCGGGAGAGGGGCAAGUUAUGUUCAUGAUUCGCACGGCUCGUCAGUUGGAGCGGUGGCUUCGCGUGACCAGCGCUCGCCCCCUUCAUCUUCGUGUGUUCCAGGGUGUCUUCAGGGCGGCAUGGCGGGAGCAUAACUUCGCCCAUCACGGCGGGACAAUUUUUCCUAUCUAGUGCCUGGCAAGCAGAAAACCGAUUAUGGUGGGAGACAGCCGAGCACGUAUGAAGCCGGAAACGUAGAAGAAGGAUGGCAUUUUUCAUUUAGGGUAUGGCCGCGUUGACUGGGAAAACGUGUUAGUACAAGCCUACGGGGAGCAGUGGCGCGAGAAACGCACGCUUGUUCAACGAUGGUUGAAUGGAUGGCCUUGUGCACCGAAUUUGAGAAGCAUGUUUGCGGACAGCGGGAGCUUUUCAUUAUUUCGGAGCAGGCGCUGGCGACAGCGACGGACCAGGAAAACCGCGUAUGGGCGAAACGCCAGAGGACGUCAGCGUAUCCCUCGGAGGCGUUGCCUACCUCCCACGAGGGUGGCGCCCCAGAAAUAUCAUUUGAGAUUUGAGAGUUUUCUGCUGUGGUGAACGGCCUGGCUGUUCUGACCAAGGGAAGCCUCGAGCCAGUCCUGCGCCGAAUAACGCCCAACAUGUUUUCACUGCUGGAAAAGGGGGAUGGAAGCCAGCUAGGGAUAUAGAUGCUGCUGUUAUUUGGCGGUUGCGCGAUCUUAAAAUGAUCGCAUCGUAUUUAGUCAACCACACCAAAAACGAACGCAAGUCUUGGGUGACAGCGUUCCUUGAUCGUGCCACGCUGACCUCUGCCGCGAAUAUCACCGUUCAUUUUGACGGUUGUACCCGCGCCGGGCAGUGCUCCGCGGCCGCGUGGUGUAUCGAAACUGUUACUGUCUGUGGUCAGAGCACAGCGAGAUCCUUUCUAUUUCAGGCUGGAAUGUUUAUGUCUGCCCCUUCUUCUUCAUUUCUAGCAGGAGCCAUCGCCAUGGGCGAGGCUGUUCAGGCGCUGGCUCAAACAGUAUCCUAUCGUGCGCGGCUGUUACGAGGUGACUUGUCACCUCGUGAGUGACGUAGGC
Molecule: messenger RNA, 2624 nt
Organism: Prorocentrum cordatum
Lineage: Eukaryota; Dinophyceae; Prorocentrales; Prorocentraceae
Source: the annotation of a GenBank genome assembly